UAUAAAUAUAUAUACGACAUAUUUUUAUAUCAAAGAACCACAACACAAAGAACACUUCCAAUAACUCCCUCAACAACACAUUAGUUCCCAAAUGGGGGGUUCUACUAGCACUUCCUCCAAUACAGUGUCAUUGUUAACAACCAAAAAGAAAACUUUCAAAGACAAAACAUUCACAGCAGCAGGCAACCUCAUCAAGCUCCUCCCAACUGGCACCGUCUUCUUGUUCCAGUUCCUCAACCCUGUCUUGUCCAACACUGGCCACUGCGCCACCGUCAACAAAUUCCUAAGCGCCAUUCUCAUCGCCAUUUCCGGUUUCUCUUGCUGUUUUGCUUCCUUCACUGAUAGUUACACCGGCAGUGAUGGAAAAACCCACUAUGGGGUUGCAACAGCUAAGGGUCUUUGGCCCUCAAGAAAUUCCAACUCCGUGGACUUGUCUGCUUACAAGCUUAGGUUUGGGGACUUUGUGCAUGCCUUCUUUUCCUUGAUUGUGUUUGCAGUUGUGUCACUUUUGGACACCAACAGUGUCAGGUGCUUCUAUCCAGGGUUUGAGUCCACUGAGAAGGUUUUGCUGCAGGUGUUGCCUCCUGUCAUCGGUGUAAUUGCCUGUACUGUUUUCUGUGUGUUCCCUAAUAAACGCCAUGGAAUCGGAUACCCCUCCUCAAGUUCUGAUUCGUCACAAGACUCGGACAAAUCCUGAAGGAAUUGAAGUAUCUGUGCUUCUUGUUUAAAUAAGGCAUUAGUGUUUGCUUAAUUUCUUCUGUAUAUCGAUCCCUUUGGAAUGCAUGUAACAAGUUUCUAUUGUGCACUAAAUUUUCCAUUUAUGAAUUAUAACUUGAUCUCAAUUCUCAAGUAGUUUGAUAAGAA
This is a messenger RNA of Prunus mume (Japanese apricot), 864 nucleotides long. RefSeq names its product protein DMP2-like. Gene Ontology annotation, biological process: endomembrane system organization. The record is from RefSeq and is a predicted model, not a curated record. NCBI's taxonomy places the organism in Eukaryota, Viridiplantae, Streptophyta, Magnoliopsida, Rosales, Rosaceae.